This is a messenger RNA of Lethenteron reissneri (Far Eastern brook lamprey), 1059 nucleotides long. RefSeq names its product vitellogenin-1-like. Gene Ontology annotation, biological process: ephrin receptor signaling pathway; axon guidance. Gene Ontology annotation, cellular component: plasma membrane. Gene Ontology annotation, molecular function: ephrin receptor binding. NCBI's taxonomy places the organism in Eukaryota, Metazoa, Chordata, Hyperoartia, Petromyzontiformes, Petromyzontidae. The record is from RefSeq and is a predicted model, not a curated record.
CGGCGCGAGGCCGGGAGAUGUCACACGGCCGACUGCUGCUGCUGCACCAGCCGCGUCUGCUGCUGCCCCCCGCACCGCUGCCCUGCCUGCUGCUGCCGCUGUCGCUGCUGCUGUCGCUGCCCUCCCUGCUGCUGCUGCUGCUGCCCGGCGGAACGUUGGCAGCCGUGGGGCCCAUCUACUGGAACGCUUCAAAUCCGCAGUUCCAAAUGGAUCAGGGAGUGAUUGUGUUUCCAAAGAUGGGUGACCGCCUGGAUAUCAUUUGUCCUCGAUUACCAGGAGCAGCAGCAGCAGUGUCAUCAUCAUCAUCAUCAGCAUCAUCAGCGGCAACAGGAUCUAGAGUAUCAUCAUCGUCAUCAAAAAAAUCAUCGGCAGCAGCAGCAGCAGCGUCAUCAUCAGCAGCAGCAGCAGGAGGAUCGCAAAUAUCAUCAUCAUCAUCACCGAAAAGAUCAUCAUCGUCAUCAUCAUCGUCGUCAUCAUCGGAUCACAACGCAGGAUCUGACCGUCGUUCAGCCGGGAACAUGAUGGACCCGAAGAAAACAUCUCGCGUUGAGACGGACGACGACAGCAACGACGAGAAGGACGAGUUGCAACAGAAGAAGGUGGAAGAGGCGGAGGAGGAGGUGGAGGAGGUGGAGCAUGGCGAGGAGGGGGAGACGUACCGCCUGUACAUGGUGGGUCGCGAAGAGGCGCGGGAGUGUGACGCGCGGAGGGCUCGCAACGCGCUGCUCACGUGCGACCGGCCGGGCGUCGAGGUCAAGUACACCAUCAAGUUCCAGGAGUACAGCCCCAGCGUGCUGGGACUCGAGUUCCGCUCGGGACGGGACUACUACAUCAUCUGUGAGUAGCGCGCGCGUCUGUGUGUCUGUCUGUGUGUCUGUCUGUGUGUCUGUGUGUCUUUGUGUGUGUCUGUGUGUCUGGGCAAAGUCCCAUCGGUGAGCUCCUCCGGCAGGCAAGGCUGCGUUGGCUGGGUCAUGUAGCCCGCAUGCCCAGCCACCGCAUGCCUGAACAGCUUUUGUUUGGCCGGAUCGAGGGUGCUAAAUGGGCGCGGCACGGGCUAGA